AGUGGAUAGUGUGAAAUUGAUUGCACAUCAGAUACAUCAUACAUGGAUCAUGAGGUCCUGGAGCGUAUACUUGAUGGAAGAGAAAAUCCGACAAAUCUAUCACUCUCACUUUUGAAGGAUAUCACCGAAAAUUUCUCAGAGGAUCGAGAAAUCGGCCAUGGUGGAUUUGCAACUGUUUAUAAGGGAGUGCUCCCGAAUGGGAACGUUGCGGUAAAGAGGAUAAAGAGCAGUCAUUCAAUCAAGGAGACAUUGUUUUAUCACGAAGUUGACAGCCUGUUGAACAUUGAACAUGAAAAUAUUAUACGGUUUCUUGGCUUCUGUGCUAGCACAGAUCAGACGGCAAUAAAAAUUGAAGGAUUGAAACAACAUAUUUAUGCCGAGGUACGAGAAAGACUACUCUGUUUUGAGUAUGUCAGCAAUGGAAGCCUGAGAAAGUAUAUUACAGAUGAAUUAAGGGGACUUAAAUGGGACACACGUUAUGAAAUAAUUAGAGGCAUUUGUGAAGGUUUGUACCAUCUGCACCAUGAAAAGAAAAUAUACCAUAUGGAUAUGAAACCUGAGAAUAUACUGCUAGACAAUGAUAUGGUUCCGAAAAUCACUGAUUUUGGUUUAUCGAGACUCGAUGAGAAGUCACAAACCAUGUGUGAAGUUCGUCUUGGAUCACUCGGAUACUGUGCUCCAGAAUACAUAAUUCAGGGAAAGAUGUCAUUCAAAUCAGACAUGUUCAGUUUGGGAGUUAUAAUUAUUGAACUAGUGACAGGACAAAAGGUGAUCCCCAAGAAUAAAAACAAUGUAUUUAGGAGAUGGAGGCACAGAUGGAGGAAAACAGGGAAGGAAACACAGUUGGUUUACCAACAAGUAUCAAAAUGCAUGGAAAUUGGGUUACUUUGUCAGGAAAUUGACCCGUCCAAACGACCUUUUAUAUGGGAUAUCAUAGAUGAUAUCAGACAAGAGGAAUGUGUCAAUGGGUCAAUUAGAAAUGUCUCUCAAUAUAAGUUUGGACAGACAAGCUCGUAUGCUCCCUUAGAAGUACAAGUUAUCUAUGGACUACUCUCCCUAGUUGUCUCCAUCUUAUGUUAUACACAAUGGUGGAGCUACAGUCCAGCCAGCCACGACAGCUGCCUGGGCUCUGGAGUGGAUCCUCAUUCAACCCACUGCAUUAAAUGAAGAACUAAUGAAUAUUUUCAAUGGGAAAAUGGUCGGAAGCCUUUGUGCUUUGUUGAAGCUCCCUCACCGAGUGGGCUCCAUCACUAGUUAUGCAACACAUAUAUCAUUUGUCCCAAAAAAUGUAACAUUUUUGUUCUUCUUUUUUCUUGCAGAUAAGCCCUUACUCGGAGGACGACGAUAUGCUUGGAAUUGACCCGCUCGAACUACAUUUUCCUUUCCAGCUUAACAAACAGAUGUCAUGCACCAUUCAGCUAACCAAUGAGACGGGCUCUUACAUUGCCUUCAACGUCGAACACAUGAACCCUCUGUCAUACUGUGCACAACCGCAGAAAGACAUUAUACCACCACGAUCCAAGUGUAAUGUCGAAAUAACAAUGCAACCGCAGGCCAAGGCACCGAGAGAUCAUACCAACGAAUUCACUGUUUGGAGCACCAAAGUGAAUGAUGGCCUUGCCAUUGAGGAUAUGGCUACAAUGAAGUUUAUUAAAGAGGCAGCCAACGUGGUUGAUGACGUGAAUUUGGAUGUGGUUUUUUACAUCAGUGAGCCACA
Triticum aestivum (bread wheat) is the source of this 1717-nucleotide messenger RNA. Its product is annotated as putative receptor-like protein kinase At4g00960. Bases 43 to 1167 code for a protein of 374 amino acids. Gene Ontology annotation, biological process: protein phosphorylation. Gene Ontology annotation, molecular function: protein kinase activity; ATP binding. The transcript is spliced from 5 exons. The record is from RefSeq and is a predicted model, not a curated record. NCBI's taxonomy places the organism in Eukaryota, Viridiplantae, Streptophyta, Magnoliopsida, Poales, Poaceae.